GUAUGAUCGAUCCUGUGAUCUUCUGUAGCAUCGCCGUGGCGCCAAUCUACUACUGUCGGACUCUGGGCGAUCUCCUAAGCCCCAGAUGCUUUGGGCUCCCGGGCGCAGUCGAGACGUCUUCUCAUGUCAGCGAGCGUGGCGCGUGGUAUUCCCACUCCUUAUAUACCGCGUCAUCGUCGACCGUUUUCGCGACCACAGCGAUGUCCUCCCCACUCACGUUCCUCUCCGAGUCGGUCGGUCCCUCGUUAGAUGAAGAGGAGCCUCCGCUGGAUAGUAUCUACGGGGCAUUUCUCAUUGGUAACUUCGUGGGGCUUCUCCUUUACGGAGCGAUCUUGCAUCAAGCCUACCAUUAUGCUCGCACAUAUCCGCAGGAUCAAUUAGCGCUGAAGUGUGUGGUCGUAGCAACAGUGCUCCUGGAAACCUGCUCCAGUAUCUUGGGGAUACACAGCUGCUACUUCUCCCUGAUUUCAAUCCGUUCCCUUCCGCUGAGCGAGGUGCUUACGAUGGGCAUAUGGUCACUCAAUCUCUUCCCCCUCGUGCUGGGACUGGCAAUUGUCACUUCUCAGAGCUUUUUCAUUCGCCGCCUAUGGAUUUUAGGCAGCCGACCGUAUAAAGCUGCUGUCAUCUUCUCGGGCUUGUGCUCAUUGGCAGUGUUGGGACUAUGUACAGCGGCAACUGCGGAGUCGUUCAUUAUCAAUGACGGGGACAAGACCCGACCUACCCUCGCAGAACUUGUCUCGAAGGCAUUUUUACUCGCGCUGAUUGCGGACGGUUCGCUUACCAUCAUGCUCAUCCAUGUGCUGCAUCGUAGUCGCACUGGCAUCAAGAGUACCGACUCUACGAUCAAUAUUUUGAUCAUUUACUCCGUCCGGACAGGUCUGCUCACGGGCGUGUUUGACCUCAUCACCACCAUAUUCGCAUUUGUCCGCCCCGGAGACAAUGUGUAUAUAGCCUUCGGCCUUCCAGGAGCAAGGAUGUACACCAUUACACUUCUGUCUGCACUCAACUCCCGCCAAUGGAUAGCCGACCGCGCUUCGAGCGCGGGGGACGCGUCGGUGUUCGGGACUACCGUGCUCAACCCGAUGGUUUUCUCCCCCAUGCAGAGUGGACAUCGGCCAACACGUUCGGCAGGAUUAGCUACGACGAACUACGACAGCAACGCCAUCGAGCUUGACGUCAUUCCUCAGCCUCGACGUCACACUUCACGACCCCUAGAUGAGAUGGUGAAAUCCGGCUCAUCGUACACACCACAGCACCUCAGGCUCGCAGUAGAAGGCGAUGUAUGAUAACACCUUCAAGCUGGUCUCACAAGCCGCUCACUAAGCAGCUACAACUCGACAAGUUUGUCCGAUACGCAACGAAGCUACACUGCCGCACUCAGUGCCGAGGCUAUAUGCACCCUGG
Molecule: messenger RNA, 1404 nt
Organism: Trametes versicolor FP-101664 SS1
Lineage: Eukaryota; Fungi; Basidiomycota; Agaricomycetes; Polyporales; Polyporaceae
Exons: 22
Source: RefSeq, a predicted model, not a curated record